Molecule: messenger RNA, 2167 nt
Organism: Syzygium oleosum
Lineage: Eukaryota; Viridiplantae; Streptophyta; Magnoliopsida; Myrtales; Myrtaceae
Product: dihydrolipoyllysine-residue acetyltransferase component 2 of pyruvate dehydrogenase complex, mitochondrial
Exons: 19
Coding region: 234-1883 (549 amino acids)
Biological process (GO): pyruvate decarboxylation to acetyl-CoA
Cellular component (GO): pyruvate dehydrogenase complex
Molecular function (GO): dihydrolipoyllysine-residue acetyltransferase activity
Source: RefSeq, a predicted model, not a curated record
AAAAGAAUUAAACGAACGAAUAGAAGAGUCAGUGUGGUACUGCGCGAUCUCCCUCGACGUCGUGUUUGACCUGCAGCAAACCCUAGAAAUUCGCACGCCCCGGGAUUGCGCAAUCGUCCUCCUCUCGCUGCGAAUCGGAUCUCCUCCGCUCUCGGCUUCCGGCUCCCCGUGGAUCUCUCUCUGUUGCUCCGGAGGUGUGCCGGCGACGUGGGAGGGGCGGCGAAACCCGAAAAAUGACUUGCGCAUCUCGCGUCAUCAAUCACUCGAGAAAGUUACGGAAUGUCUCUGCGCUACUAAGGCAAGAGAAUGCCCUUUUUGUUCGGUGGAUAACAAACAGUUCUCAUACGGUUUCCAGUAAAAGAGAUGAUGCUUUAAGAAUUCGUCAUCAUGGCUACGUACCUGCGGAAAAGCAGUGUUAUUCUAAGUCUCUCAAUGAUGGGAUGAUGUCAUCACCAGCCAUGUUGAAGAGCAGUAUGCAUUGGAUGAUGGCAAAGAAAUUGGGGAAUCCGCCAGCUCUGUCACUACAGACCAACAAGUCCUCCUUGACAAAUGUGCAUCUGAAGAGAGGUUUGUCUUCUGACUCAGGACUUCCACCACACCAAGAAAUCGGGAUGCCUUCUCUCUCACCUACAAUGACCGAGGGAAACAUUGCAAGAUGGUUAAAAAAAGAAGGUGACAAGAUGUCUCCUGGUGAAGUACUUUGUGAAGUGGAAACUGACAAAGCUACGGUUGAGAUGGAAUGCAUGGAGGAAGGUUAUCUUGCUAAGAUAGUUAAAGGAGAUGGAUCAAAAGAAAUUAAAGUCGGUGAGGUGAUUGCUAUCACUGUCGAAGAUGAGGAGGACAUUCAGAAGUUCAAAGAUUACAGUCCUUCAGCUUCAGAGGACAAGGUUUCUGCAGAUAAAUCUGAGCCUUCCACACCCAAAAAAGAAGUAAUUGAAGAGCUUCCUAAAGCUCCAGAGCCAAAAGUUUCCCGGCCAAGUUUGGUUGCUUCUGAGGACCGCAUUUUUGCUAGCCCUAUCGCAAGAAAAAUGGCUGAAGAUCACAAAGUUCCUCUUUCAAGCAUCAAAGGAACCGGUCCUGAUGGUCUUAUCGUGAAGGCUGAUAUAGAAGAUUACUUGGCUUCUGGUAGGAUGGAAGUUCCAGCUGCAGCUUCUAAGCAGAAGGUUGCUACCGCUCCAGAUUUGGACUACACAGACAUUCCACAUUCUCAAAUAAGGAAGAUCACAGCUUCACGCUUGCUAUUCUCAAAGCAAACUAUACCUCAUUACUAUUUGACAGUGGAUACAUGUGUUGACAAAUUAAUGGACUUGCGUAGUCAACUGAACUUAUUGCAAGAGAGCUUGGGUGGAAAGAGGAUAUCGGUGAAUGAUCUUGUAAUUAAGGCUGCUGCACUGGCUCUUCGCAAAGUCCCACAAUGCAAUAGUUCAUGGACCGAUGAUUGCAUCCGCCAGUAUCACAAUGUAAAUAUAAAUGUAGCAGUGCAAACAGAUAACGGGCUAUAUGUCCCUGUUAUAAGGGAUGCUGACAAGAAAGGCCUCUCUAAGAUUGGAGAAGAGGUCAAACAUCUGGCCCAGAAGGCCAAAGAGAACAGCUUGAAGCCAGAAGAUUAUGAGGGAGGAACAUUUACAGUAUCCAACUUGGGUGGACCAUUUGGUAUCAAGCAAUUCUGUGCCAUCAUAAAUCCACCUCAGUCAGGCAUUCUUGCAGUGGGGUCUGCUGAGAAGAGGGUUGUACCCGGCUCAAGCCCCGGUGACUACAAGUUUGCAUCCUUCAUGUCAGUGACUCUAAGUUGUGAUCAUCGUGUAAUUGAUGGUGCUAUCGGAGCCGAGUGGUUGAAAGCAUUCAAGGGCUACAUUGAAAAUCCAGAGUCCAUGUUGCUUUAAAUCUCGGUCACUGCUUUUCCCUUUUACAUAUUCUUUCAAGAUGGCAGAUCAGGAUGAGGGGUGUCAUUGUUUCAAAUUGUUCUCCUGAGUUCAAGUCCCAAUUGCUCGUUGUAUCAUUCAGUUCCUCCCGGUUCGUGUUUUCUCCAUAGUUAAAGGCCCACUUUUGCUCUCGAAUAAAGUCGAGGUUGAGGCGAGGAAGCCAUCACUGAGUUUUGAUUUUUUUUGCUGAGUAAUAAUCCCUUGAAUGGGCGUAAUAUGAGGCUGUCGAAUUUGUCUUUGCUGUC